Cyclocybe aegerita is the source of this 378-nucleotide messenger RNA. Lineage: Eukaryota; Fungi; Basidiomycota; Agaricomycetes; Agaricales; Hemipholiotaceae. The record is from the annotation of a GenBank genome assembly.
AUGGCAGAAGUGCAAUACUUCUCUCGGCAGAACGACGGUCCGAUCACACACGUGAUCUGGUCGGCAGUCCCUCCGGCUGUCUCACGGGCCAUCGACGGCCUGCACAACAACGGCUGGCACACAUCCCUGUUGGGACGAUCGGCCCCUAUCAUGGGCGUCUCCACUGCCACGGGCGCCUACGCGCUCGUGCUCGUCGUCGCGUUCCUGUGCGGCUACGCGCUCGGCGCUCGGCAUGGUCCUGCCUUCCGUCAGGGCGCUGCAAAAAAAGUGGGACCCGCCCCAGCCCCGGCCCCUCCUGUCCGUGCAGCGUGCACCCCACCGCCACUGCCAACACACGCACCAGGAAGCCAAGAAGACCAUGAGGCGGUCCUCCGUUAG